Drosophila montana is the source of this 4177-nucleotide messenger RNA. RefSeq names its product deadlock (gene del). The transcript is spliced from 4 exons. The record is from RefSeq and is a predicted model, not a curated record. The coding region runs from base 131 to 3973 and encodes 1280 amino acids. NCBI's taxonomy places the organism in Eukaryota, Metazoa, Arthropoda, Insecta, Diptera, Drosophilidae.
CCCGACAUAACGGCACUUGUCAAAGCGCGAGACAUUAAAGCAAAUACUGGCGCACUUUGUCGUUAACAUUUUCACGUGGAAUCGUUUCGGUAUAACUUGAAAAACUGUGGAUAGAAUUUGAAAAUUAAAGAUGCGUCGCCGUGAUAUUUUACGGAUGUGGGCGCAAAUAGUCCAACAGACGGGCAUAGAGAAAUAUACGGCGGAGGAAUGGCAGGAAAACUACGAAGAGUUCUGGAAAUGCAUGCAGUCUCCCACAGAUCCAUAUAUACGCAUUGAAAGUAUCGAUCAUCUGCUAAACGAUCCGGCAUUUGUGAAUCAGCAACAGCAGCCGCCAAAAUCGACUUCAGCGAAACGUAAAUCUAAACCGAAAGCUGAGCAUGCGUUGGUCCAUAAUUAUGACGAAACGGAGCCACUGGCUUUAUGGCGGAAGCGCAUUAAAUCGGAGACAAAUAUCUUGUUGUCGAAAGAAUCAAAGGCAACUAAAGCCAAGACGCAGACCCGGAAAACAGUUGCCACAGCAGCAAGUAAAGAUCGUAUUCCAAAGGGAAAGGAAACUGAUGAACAGAUGCUAAGCCGGAAUGCGCUUGCUCCAAAAUUGACAAACAAUCAUUUGAGAAAAAGUGCUAUCGAUGUCCAGGCUAAUGUGGUAGGGGAAAAAUUUGGUAUCAACCGCGGUCGUCCAUCGCUUUUCCAGGAUGCAUCGUUGGAAUGCCAACCGGGUAAGGAGCAAGUUCAAGCUGAGGAGCUAGCUAAGCUACACGAAAAGCGUGAACAGCAUCAAAAUCAGCAUGAGGAGACGGGUAUAGAGAUUGAACAGCUGGAAGCUCAAGAGGAGGAGAUAGAUGUAGAGAAUGUAGAGCAGGAAGCUCAACAAGAUCAGCGGCAGCAAGAAAUUGAACAACCGAAAGCUCAAGAUCGAUUAAUUCUUAAGAUUAAGAAGCAAAAAAUUCAGCAUGAGUUGCUGUAUGAGCUGGAGCAAGAAAUUGGUCAGCAAAAUCUGCCGAACCAGCAAAAGAAUAAACUAAUUCUUAGGUUUAAGAAACAAAAAAUUUACCACAUAAAUGGGCUGGAGCAACAAGUUGAGCAACAGAAGCAGGAAAAGAUUAUGUUGCAUACAAAUCAAGAAAAGCAGCUUGUUCACGUAUAUGAAGACAUGGAGCAGCAGGAAACUCUAUUGGAGGAGCUGGAGCUACCAGAAUCAGAGAUUUGGGAGCAAGAAAUUCAGCAAGAUCCGCUAAGUGAGCCGGAUCAUGAGUUUCAGGAACAGAAGCAAAGAAAUAUAAAACAGAAUUUGCCAAAAGAGCAGUGGGAAGAAGAUAAUGGCCAGCACGAAGCACCGCAGGUGCAGCAGAUUCAACAAAUGAUACAGAUUAAGAAGAAAAAAGUAUACCAGCAGCUGAUGGAUGAGCUGGAAGAAGAGAUUGGCAACCAAAAAGCUCAACAGGAGCAGCUGCAGCAGGAGAAUGAGAAGCUUCCGAAUCCAUUAAAACAGAAUGGAAAGCAGAAAGAUCAAAAAGAGCUGCUGGAUCAGCUAGACCAAGAGAGUGAGCAGCAGAAGCCGCAACAAGAUCAAUUAAUGCUAGAGAUUAGAAGGCAAAAAGUACACCAAGAGCUACUAACUGAGCUGGAGCAGGAGAUUGAGAAGCAGAAAGCAGAAAAGGAGCAGUUGGAGCAAAGAAUUCAAAAGCAGCAACUUCAAAAGGAACAGCUAAAUAUUGCUGAACAAGAGGAGAAUCGACGUAGGCAAAGGACAGAUCAAGAGGAACAUCAGACCGAUUCUGAGCUGGAUAUUGUGUCGUCGCAGCCCAAGAAAAGCAACAAAAACGGAAGUCCGGCCAUGCAAAAUAAACUAGCCAAUCAGUCGAACAGAAAGCAAGCGAAAAAUGCAAGCCCAGAGCAAGUCGCUGAGUUGGAGCAGGAGUCCACGCCACGUCGAAUACGCACGCGCUUACAAUGCUCCAACCAAGCAAAUCAAGAACAACAACGGCAACAGCAACUGAAUGCGAUUAGAAGAUGCAGCAGAUCGAAGCGUCAAUCAAAUGCUGUAAUCUUAGUUUGCGCUACCCUCGAGUACUUGCCACAUAAUAAUCAAUUUCUUUUGUUACCGCAGAUGAACGCUCAAAUUGCGCACAUUUCACAAAAAGCAAUCGACUUAACGCCGACUUCUGAUUCACCCAAUUCCGCUGCUGACACGAAUUCGCAAUCAAAUGAGCCAGAAAAUCUCUGCUUACCCAAGGGCGGAAAUCAACUUGAAGCUGUGCCAGAAACUCAAGACGAGCACAAAUUGAAUUUAAGCCAGACAAAAGACUUCUCCAAGGAGUCCCUUGCGAAACCCCUUGAGAAUGAUUCCAAAGCCGAAUGUGAGCUGGAGGAUAUGCUCAUCAAUGAGGCUAUGCAGCUGAGCGCUCCACUUGCCGCACCCACGGAUCUCGGCCAGCUAUUGGCCGACGAUGGCAAAUGUGGCGUUGCGGAAAUCGAUCGCUGUUUACAGAUCUUUAAUGAUAAAACGCCAAGUGAGAUUGAUCAUCAAAUAGCUGAUACAUCGGAUUUCUUUGAUAAUUUGCCCAAUUUGUCGACAAUAGUUGAGAAAACGCCACUCGAAAUGGACACGGCUAUGAACAAUGUGCUCAAUUAUGAUGACGAUGAUGAUGAUGAUGACGAUAAUGAUGCCAUAUCAGUGACCACAUCCUGGGACGGCGAAGAUGAGCCCUUUGGCUAUACAAAUUCUGCCAAGCAGCCAACUGAAAAUACAAAAGUUGCGCUGGAGGAAAAAGACGCCGCACAGCCAGCGAGAGCCGAAGAGAGCUUGAAGGCAGUUGCUCAGGUUGAUUCUACGGUGUCUUCCGCCAAGACGCGUCUCAGCGAGUUGGUUAAUUUUCGCAUACCCAAGAAAGCAAAUAGACAGCCGGAAAGGCAGCAAGGGAAACAGCCUCCGGAUCUAAUUUUAAGAAGCCAGCAGCAGCAGCAACAUCGGAGGCCACAACCAGUCAAGCAACGGCCAAUCCUACCUGCAGCCAGAGGCAGCCAAAGAUCAGCUGCAGAAACGACCGUCAACUCUGGUCCAAUUUUUGCGCCACCCUUUCGCUUGCCCCCUGAACCGGACAGCGCACUCUCCGGCAUUCCAAAUAUUUAUACAAACGAGUGCAAAUAUUUCAUAUUUGGCAUCAAAUGCUGGCGCUUCUUGGAUGGCCAAUGCGACCAAAUCAAUUGCCAGCACACGCUCAGCGGUCCGUGGGAGGUGCAGCGGCGCCUGCAGUCGAUGAAGUUGGACCAAUUAUGCGACACGUACAGCAUGGUGUUGCGUCAUGGACUGCUCUUCCGAAACUUUUUCGUCGUAUUCGCUGAGAUCUUCGGCAAUCGGGGCAUGAGGUGGCAUCUGCUGCGAAUGGUUCAGGAUUGUAGCCUUUACAUGGCAUAUUGUGCGCCCUUUAUCACGGAUAUUUAUUAUCUGCUGCUGCGCUACGAUCUGGCGCCUCCAUUUGCGGCGGCGCAAUUCAUGAAGCAUCUGUGGCGUCCAAAUAUUGGACAUGCCUACCCGGAUUUGACCAUGCAGCUGCUCCGAAUACUCGCCGCAGCCGAUUGGUUUAACUAUAUACCAAAUCUGAAUCAUCUGUUCUACAAUCAGAGCUUUCCCAUACCCGUCGAAUUUAUGGCCUGUUUGGCCCAUGAUGCUGUCGGCAAGGAUGAUCCGGUGCUCGUUAAAAAAUGCUGGGAGCUGGUGCUCUUCAGUCCCAUCGAUCGCAACGACGAGGCCUUGAGCUCGGUUAUUAAAAUUUUGCAGAACUGGAGCGAAACUGCCGGAAAGCUGCAGGCGCAUGCAGGUCAGCCGGCGAUGCGGGAGCAACUGUUGCCGCGACAGCAACAAUUGCCGCAUCGCUAUGUCAGCUUGCCGCAGGCCGAAAAGAUGGCCUACAAUCUGACGAAUCCGUUUCGACACACCUUCGAGGAUAAUAUCGACUUGAGCGAUUUUUAGGACAACGGCAAACAUUGACCUCUCGGACUCUGGACUUAAUCGUUUAUUGCUGUUGAGCAGCGUUUACAAAUAUUCAUUUUAACAAUAUCGUACAAAUUUCGUAUUCUUGCAUUUUACACAAUUGAACUGUGUAUAUCAAUUUUUUUUUUUAUUAAAAUACAUUUCUAAAUAAACUUAAGGAUUAGUUUCUUUUUUUGCCCCGGC